This is a messenger RNA of Microplitis mediator, 2221 nucleotides long. Its product is annotated as probable basic-leucine zipper transcription factor S. The record is from RefSeq and is a predicted model, not a curated record. The coding region runs from base 71 to 817 and encodes 248 amino acids. Lineage: Eukaryota; Metazoa; Arthropoda; Insecta; Hymenoptera; Braconidae. The transcript is spliced from 2 exons.
AAAAAAUAGUGAGCGUCAGAACAGUCAACAUUAAUUUUUAUUCCGGUACAUAUAAGAAACAGUUUAUAAAAUGUCUCUCAAAUGUUUAUCGAUUCUUUGCUUCUUCAUCGGGAUCGCCGAAAUGAGGUCAAUUACAACAAGCAUUCAUGGAUCAAUAAUGACAGUGGAAAAAUGCGAUUGGAAUAUUCACAAUACAUAUGAAUGUACUUCUAAAAACUAUGAUAUCUCUCAGGGUAUAUCUAUUACCGACGAUGAAGUUUCUCUUGGUGGUCAUAAUGGUAUUAGUAUUAAUAUAAAUAACAACGACGACAGCGAUGAAGAAGAAUCAUGUCCAAGUGAAACCAGCGGAACCAUUGCUAUUAAUAACGAUAAUAACAAAGUUAAAAAUUGUGUCUUCGAUAGUAUAACUGGUUCGCUUACUAUUAAAAAUGGAAAUAAUAAUGAUAAUACCAUCACUAUUAAUCAUGAUAGCAAAGAAAUAAUAUUGCAUAGUGGAAAUAAUAAUAACGAUAAAAUAAUAAUUAACGGUAAUAGUGAAAGUAUAAUUGUCAAUCAGGGUCACAAUAAUAAUCUUGAAAUAGUAAUUGCCGGUAAUAGUAAAAAAGUAAUAGUUAGUAAUGAAAAUAAUAACGUUUGUAAAAUAACUGUUAAUCGUGAUAGUAAAGAGAUUCAGAUUAGAAAUGCUCAUAAUAACGAAAAUGAGGUAACUGUUAAAGGACAAAGAGGAUUGAUUCGUCCAUUUGAUCUCGUUGGGGGAAAUAAUGUCAUGAAAGUUAAUGGUCAUAAUUAUCAAUUUACUGACGACCAAAUUAAUUAAUUGAUAAGAGUAAUAAUUGAAAAUAAAUUAGUCAGACAUGAUGACAUAUGAUUAUGGUUAAUUAUGUACAUGGAAAAUAGUAUCCGUUUAUAGUAAUUAUUAAUAAUUAAUCUAUGAUUGUUUGUUGAAAUACUAUUUGAAUUAUAAAUGAUUGCAAAAAAAAAAAACUUGAAAUAUUUCUUUAUUGUUUUAUUCCAAAUUUUAAUAGGGAAGUUGUAAAAAUAGAGAUGUAUCCCUGCUUGAAAAAUCCGAUAAAUUCUUGUAGGUGUGUGUAUAAGGCCCUGUACUUAACUGUAGCACUUCUCAUAGAACUCAUUCAUCCUUAUAAAAUCUCUAUAAGAAUUUAUGAGAAUCUAUUUUUGAUUCUAUGAGAUUUUCGAAACAUGGAUGAUAAUUAAUUGAGAUGAUGAUUGCACUAAUAUAUGAUCUUAUAUGAGAACGUGUAAUCAUAGGUGAUAUUAUUUGGUUACCCGGGAAAAAUUGUUUUUAUAAAAUUUUAUAAAAUAAUAUAAAAUUUUAUACAAUUUCAUAAAAUUUUGUAAGAUUUUAUAAAAUUUCACAGCAAAAUUUUACAAAAAUUCAUACAAUUUUAUAGAAUUUUAUAAAAUCUUAUAGAAUUUUAUAAAGUUUUACACAAUUUUAUAACAAAAUAUAAAAUUUUAUAUUGAUGUAUCAAUAUCUUCAUCAUUGCCCUCGCGGAUUCGGGGUUACUGUGAAAUCACAGUGAAAUCAAUUUUACCGUAAGUUUACUGUGUAUUGAUGGUAAUUUCAUAGUGAAUUCACAGUCGUUUUGUGCCAUUUCGUCACUCUGGUUAUAUAGUAAUUUUACAAUUAAAUUACCAUACUUUCAUGAUAAUUUUACUGUCGAUCAGCUAUCGAUUUAUGGUAACUCAACAAUGGUAACACUGAGGCUUUAUCAUGGGUUCACAGUCAGUUUAUCGUGAUUUCACUACGAAUUCACUGUGAUUCCAUAGUAAUCUGAUAGUGUUAACUCUGUGACUUUACAAUAGUUUCACAGUCAGUUCAUAGUGGUUUAACCAUGAAUUUACCGUGAUCCCAUGACAACCUAGUAGUAUUAGCACUGUGACUCUAUGAUAUUUUCACAGCAAAUUAUUAGCGUUUUCUCCAUGAUUUCACUCUACUUUGAUAGUGAUCUGAUACGGUACAUUUAUCAUUAAUCCAAUUUCAAAAUAAAAAAUUUGAAUUUUUAAUGUCAUUAAUCGAUAGAAAUGGAAUUAAAAAAAAAUAAUAUCAAUUAUUUCAUAAAUGCUCCUAUAAUUAUUUGUAAGUUUAGCAAAUAUUUGGGCACAAAUGUAUUUUAUUUAUUAUAAAUUUAGCUAUUUUAGGAAUUUCCGAGCGAAACUUUAUCUGUAAUUGUCUAAUUUAGUUAAUUUUAUAAAAGCU